Molecule: messenger RNA, 441 nt
Organism: Akanthomyces muscarius
Lineage: Eukaryota; Fungi; Ascomycota; Sordariomycetes; Hypocreales; Cordycipitaceae
Exons: 1
Coding region: 1-441 (146 amino acids)
Source: RefSeq, a predicted model, not a curated record
AUGCCAAACUUCAACCUGAAGCCAAAUUUAGAGAGCCGUUUGCAGGUCAUUGCUCCGGAUACCCUAUAUGUGGCUGCGGCAGGGCGAAACCGGCUGUAUUUUAUCGACACUAGAUUUGACGCCAAAAUCGCUGCACAUAUCAAACAGCAGAAUGAAUGGGCGAGUGUUCCCGGCCCAAACAUUUAUAUCCACAUCGACGAAAUCGCCAUCACGGCAGAAAUGGAGAGCGCAUGCAGAAGCGAGGUUCUGUUCACUUUUGACCCAGCAUACGCCAGAGUCACAUUCACAGCAGCCAUCAACAGGAAGAACCCAGACAUCAAGCUUCCCAAGCAAACGGAAGUUGCAGGCUAUGUUGUCGCCUAUGAUAUUGGGGAGAGUCUGCAAAAGACGCCUCCGCUGCAGGGACUAUGGAUGUUGGAACAGUCAGGGCUGCCUACGUGA